Molecule: messenger RNA, 3111 nt
Organism: Hylaeus volcanicus
Lineage: Eukaryota; Metazoa; Arthropoda; Insecta; Hymenoptera; Colletidae
Product: PHAF1 protein CG7083
Exons: 8
Coding region: 405-1613 (402 amino acids)
Biological process (GO): Golgi to plasma membrane protein transport
Cellular component (GO): trans-Golgi network
Source: RefSeq, a predicted model, not a curated record
UUAAACGUUUCCUACCCGAUCCGCGAAAUUUCCGACGAACAACGAAAAAUAUAAACGGAAGCCCGAGUGUCUAGUGCGUCUUAUCGAUGCUGCCUGUCAUGCCAGCGUUCUCGCUCUGCUAUUUCGUUCUAUUUGUAAACACCUCGUUUGACAAUCGCGCGUAAACAAAGAAAAUGGAGUUUAUUAUGAAUAUUUUGUUGCAUUAUUAUGUAAUUGUUGACAACUAUCGCCACUUUGUUGAAGCUUUUAGAGGGAGAUAGUCGAUUGCCAGACUGAUUAUUAAGCAGAAAUAGAUACAUAGUUGCAAUAACAUCAUAAAUAUGAAUAGAACUUGGAAUGAAAUGUGUGGAACCUCGUUAGGUGCUUGUUUAUGCGUGCUUAAUGUAAAGUAACACGCGAAUGGUAUGCAUUUUUCUCAGUCUGUGUCAAUAAUUCAAUCCCAAGUGGGCAUUAUACGGGGAGUACAAGUACUUUAUAGCGAUAGUAAUCCUUUAGAUGUAGAUUUAGUAAUAAACUUACCUCACGAUGGUGUACGGCUUAUAUUUGACCCUGUGGUGCAAAGGCUCAAGAUAAUUGAAAUAUAUAAUAUGAAAUUAGUCAAACUUAAGUACUGCGGUUUGCCAUUCAAUUCACCAGAGGUUUUGCCAUCGAUCGAACAGAUUGAACACUCCUUUGGAGCAACACAUCCUGGUGUUUAUGAUAGUGACAAACAGGUGUUUGUUCUAAAUUUUCGAGGAUUAUCAUUUUACUUCCCCAUUGACUCUAAGUUCCAACCUGGGUAUGCUCAUGGUUUAGGGUCACUGCAAUUUCCAAAUGGAACUUCGCCGCUUGUAGCAAAAACAGCCAUCUAUGUCGGUAAUAUGGCUGGUGGAAGCGGAAGCGACGAACAUAAUUUAAAGGCACCACCGCCACCUCUACCGCUCGUCUGCUAUCACAAUAACUUGUAUUUGGAGAAGGCAGAUGUUUUGCGUGACAAAGCACGUACUCGAGGUCUCAGAUUGCAUCUUUUCACAGAAGGUAGCUCUGUAACAAGGGUACUACUGGAGCCGAAGAAACGCUGCUUAACCAAAGAGGUGUUAUUUGGCGAUACGUGCGAAGAUGUGUUGAGCGCCUUGGGGGCACCUUCUCGAGUGUUUUUCAAAGCCGAGGACAAGAUGCGUAUUCACAGUCCUCACGCGCACAAACGUGAUAAAAUAAGGCGAUCGGAUUUCUUCUAUAAUUAUUUCAGUUUAGGAUUGGACGUUUUAUUCGAUGCCAAAACCCAAUGUGUUAAGAAAUUUGUGUUACACACAAAUUAUCCAGGGCAUUAUAAUUUUAAUAUGUAUCAUCGUUGCGAAUUCUCUUUAUCUUUGCCGCCCGAAAAUAAUUCCAGUGAAUCGGCAAAACUCAUAGAUGUUUCCCCUUCUCCAGUUAUGAUCACUGCCUAUACAAAAUGGGAUAGAAUAAGCGAGCAACUGAAGGCGAGUGCACGACCAGUGGUCUUGAACCGUGCGUCUUCGACGAACACGACAAAUCCAUUUGGUUGCACGUUUUGUUAUGGUAUACGCGACGCGAUCGUCGAGGUCAUGGCAAAUCAACACAUUGCGAGUGUAACUUUAUACAGAGCGGCGUGACCUUGAUAAUCACAUACUAUGGUGCAUUAUAGAGCGCUCGUUAAUGAGCAGAUAAAGGAAUGGCAUUAGAAAGAUUAAAAAAAAAAAAAAGAAAAUGGGCAAGUUUCAAUGUUGGCAAUUACAUAAUAACAUUCGUUCGAAAGGCUGUACGAUCGAGAACAGAAGUGUCAAGAGUAAUGCAUGUAAAAACACUGACGGAGUUCUUUUUAACGCUAAUGUAACCUGAAACUGUGAGGAUGUUAGGUAAAAUAACGUGCGAUUACCGAGAAGGCGAUGUGGUGUGAGACUCAGAAACCAAGCGAUAUCAUUUUGAAUAUCACAUAUUGUUGCUUAUAACAUUUUACAUUUUUCCUUGGAGUUAUCUAUCAAGGAAGUCAAAUAGAAAAAAAAACGAAAAAAAAAUAUGAAAAACGCAAAAAGAAAUCAACUAAGGGGUACAAGUGUCUGCAAUAUUCGAUAAUAUCAUCUUUAAUAUACCGUUUUUAUCAUUUGAUUAUAAGUUUUAAAUAUAGUAAAUAAAAAAAAAAUGGUUUUGUGUGAGCAAUCAAUACUACGAUAUCUGAGCUCGAUAAAAAAAAAAAUAGUUCCAGAGGAUAAUAAGAAUUUUGAUAGAUGAUGAUAAACCUACAGUGAUUAUAACAAUAACGAUUAAUAACCGUAAAAUAUAAUAAUGUGCUUAGUGCAAGUAAAAGAAAUAUCUAACUUUCGUAAACCAAAAUUUUGUAACCGGUGUUUCGGACAACAGAUAACGAACAAACAAUGAAUGGAGCAAAAAUAAUGUUUGGAUGUAGAAAUCACACGGCGCAAUAGGCACGAUACACGUACGAAUGACGUUGCCCAUUCAAUCUGUAUAGAAUUGAACGUAAAAAUAUGAAUUAUAGUAUCCUAAAUGUACCUUACAUUAAUUUCUUAAUAAAAAUAGUAAUGGAUUCUCUUUUGAAACAAAAAGUACUCGGACAACGGAACAGUCUACGGAGGAAAACAUAAAUAUGUUUGUUUGUACAAGAGGAAGAUGGCCUGCUUUUUACACUUCCAUCUAUUAAACUCUGACCAUUGUGAUACGCCAGAUUAUAAGGCCCAUUAAUUAUAUCGAUUACUUGUUUGCAUUAACACACAAAAAAAUGAUAUUUAGUUAAUAAUAUACUUUCUUAUAUUUCUCUCUGUGCCGUUAGGUAAUAUCGCGGUAUAAAUAUAUGCGCAGAAUCCGAUUAGUCGUUAAUGUUUUAGUAUUUAAAUGUAACAUUGAAUUCCUCUAUAAACCUGCUGGAAAGCAGCUACUCACGGAAAGUUUCUUUUUCUACAAAUUUGAAUUCACUUCGAUGUUAAAUUGCACAAUCGUAUACCCUAUUCCGAACUGUUCUCAUUAAUUAUAGGGUAUUAAAAAAAAAAAGUAUGUUUUAUGUAAUGUAUAAACUUCGAUAGUUGAUAAAUUACAAUGAUUAUAAGAUCUGUAAUGAAUAAUAAUCGUAAAAUAUAAUAACGAUUACCGUUGAAUGGA